AUGUCUUUUUCUCUCGACAUUAGUCGGUCUUUGCGGAGAACAGGUCUUUCCCAAAAGGGCAGCUUCUCCUCCGCUGGCAAGGCUUUAUCGCUAUGUGCGGCCGCAAGCCACGACGCCAAGCCCCAAGGGAACGCCAAAGUCCAUCUGGUCGAACUCACUUCGCGCGAUCUCUGUCAAAGGCUUGAUUUUGAUGCCGCAGUCCAUGGUUAUUCAGAAUCUUCAGCCGGAAUUACCGGCGUCAUCUCGUCCUUGUGUAUCAAACCACAAUUCCGUACAAACCAUGCCAUCGCAAGGGGGUCGAUUUCUAUAUCAAGGGGUGAGAGAGCCCAGUCUUCGAGCAAGUCUUUCUCUCCAUCAACCACUGCAACAAGUUCCAUGAAACAGUUCAAGGCAAUCAUCACCAGACACAAGUCCAAUAAGACCACAUCCUCUUCCCAGCAAGGCACUCCAAGCACUACUACACCCACGACACAAGCGCCAACCGCAUCCAAACCCAUCGCUAUGUCUUCCGCUCCUCUCUCAGGCAAAGUCGCCGUCAUCACCGGUGGCACAAAGGGCAUUGGCGCAAGCACUGCAACGCUCCUAGUCAAACUCGGAGCCAAAGUCGUCGUCAACUAUGGCCGCGACACAGCGGCAGCGGAGAAGAUCGUCUCGCAACUCGGCAGCGACAAUGCUUACGCGGUCCAAGCCGACGCAGGGACGGUAGCCGGCGUCGAACAGUUGGUGAAGGCCACGGUAGAGAAGUUCGGGAAGAUCGACAUCCUGGUCCCUAAUGCGGGGAUCCUGCCCAUGAAGACGGUCGAAUCGUGUACAGAAGAGGACUUCGACCGGACAUUCAACCUCAACGUCAAGGGACCUUUCUUCCUCGUUCAAAAGGCUCUGCCGCACAUGGCGCCGGGAAGCAGCAUCGUGCUGAUAUCCACGACCCUUUGCCACGCCUCGACCGUCAACGGACCUUACACGCUGUACUGCUCGACGAAGGGCGCCAUCGAACAACUGACGCGCCUCCUCUCCAAGGACCUGCUCUCCAGGAAAGGCAUCCGAGUGAACGCCAUUGCCCCGGGCCCGACAGCGACCGAUCUCUUCCUGGAGGGCAAGAGCGAGCAGGUGCUCAAGACUCUAGCGAGCUUCCACCCGGCUAACCGAAUCGGCAAGCCCGAGGAGAUUGCGCAGGCGAUCGCUUUCCUGUGCGGCGAGGGCGCCGAGUGGGUGAGCGGGCAGACGAUCCGGGUGAACGGCGGUAUGGCCUGA
Messenger RNA from Fonsecaea nubica, 1251 nucleotides. RefSeq lists its product as hypothetical. The coding region runs from base 1 to 1251 and encodes 416 amino acids. Gene Ontology annotation, molecular function: oxidoreductase activity. NCBI's taxonomy places the organism in Eukaryota, Fungi, Ascomycota, Eurotiomycetes, Chaetothyriales, Herpotrichiellaceae. The record is from RefSeq and is a predicted model, not a curated record. The transcript has a single exon.